Molecule: messenger RNA, 12907 nt
Organism: Anopheles merus
Lineage: Eukaryota; Metazoa; Arthropoda; Insecta; Diptera; Culicidae
Gene: Liprin-gamma
Product: kazrin
Exons: 16
Coding region: 843-3725 (960 amino acids)
Molecular function (GO): protein binding
Source: RefSeq, a predicted model, not a curated record
AUUGAGGUUCCUCAGUUCCGUUCUUAUCGUGCUCGAGCUCGGUUGGUACCGCUCCGUUGCCCGAACGCUCGUGGAAUUCAGCACCAAAUGUGUCGGUGAUUUGCUAGCAGCAGCGCACCGUGUAAGCGCACUGUGAAGAGCGUGCGAGUGGUGUAGGAAAUUCCCCACCUCAGUAAAAAGUGUACCGUGCAGCAAAGAAAGGAACCAAACGACACCCGGUACUCGGUACGACUCGGAACGACUCCGGCAAGCAAACCGUGAACCAGCUUGGCAAAGAAUAACAAACGGACAACGGUUUGCUGCUCCGAACAACAGCCCCAAACCAGCCAUUAACUAUCCCUUCAGCCUGCCACGGAAAGCCUCUUUUCGGCGUGCAAACGGGGAAAACGGAAAAAUUGUUAACGAGCAAUCGACAAGUGGAAUCGAUAGCUUGCAGCCCUGAUAGAAGUGGACCAGCAAGAGGAGCAGACCCAACUCUUCACUGUUCGAUCGAUACAUACUGCUCCCGGGUGGAAAGGAUUCCACAUAUUCCUUGCCAACACACACACGAAGCUUCCAAACGCUGCGCUGAGAGCUGGUGCCCAAUUCAUCAUCGUGCGACCAUCGCCAUUUUCGGGUCACUCCCCCAUCACGCCAGGAAGCUGAAUGGGACGCCCAGCAGCUAGUCGCGAGCGAACCUCCUGCACCGGGCAGGCGUACCAGCCCCAGAACGGUAAUUGAGUCCGGACGUGCGGUGAAGGCGGUGCACGAGCCAAGGGACGCGGGACAGCCGUGCUGCUAGCAGCUUCCUAUUUUGCGCGAAAAUCUAAGCCCGACAAUCAGCCACCCCACACGACCGUUCGAUGCUGGGAGAGUUUCAUCGGAUAUUUGAGAAGACUGCCAUCAACGAUGACACAGUGAACUCUUUGCUGCGCCUGGUUGGAAUGCAGUUGAACGGCACGGCCGGCACCGUCACAAUGGCCGCCGCAUCGGAACCGCCCGAGCCGCCGCCGCGCAACCCGGACAAGAUCAACGCAUCGCUCAAGCAGCUCGCCGAAUCGAAAACACGCUCCCUGGACACCGCCGACAAAGCCGGAGCGCCGAGCGCGACCACGAACGGUGGCCGCCCCUUUCGACCGAUCCUAUCGCUGGACAAUGCAAAACCUUCCACCAAACCGUUCGACAUACCGGAACGUGGCACGCCCACGUCCGCACCGGCCACCGCCUUCGGCACCGACCACCAGCCGGGCGCCCCGGAACCCGGUACCAGCACGAGUGGCAACAGCAGCAGCAGUGCGGCCGGCACCACCCAACGACAAUCGAACCAACCGACAACACUAUCCGGCUCAUCGUCGUGCUCCUCCUCGGGCGAGGCAGCAACUGCCAACGGGACGGCAACGGCCAGCGAAACCGCCAUCCCGAAUGCGUCGUCCGCCAGCACCACCACCAGUCCGCAGGACAAAGCGUCCGGUCAGGCGAAGCAAAUCAGCCCCACGCUUGCCGCUAGCGAGCCCGGUGGUGAUAAUCUGUUCAAGAAUGGUGUCAGCGAUCUAGAAUCGCCACAAACGACCAAAAUUCGGCUGGAGAACGAGCGGCUGUCGGCCGAGAUUACGCGGCUGAAACGACUGCUGGAAAACUCACCGGACGGUGCGGUCGGUGGAAUUGAUCUGCUUUCGCAGAGCAACAGCUUCGAGGUGCACGCGCCCGACGACAGCAGCAACCGGAUGGAGAAGCUGGAGAACGAGCUACGAAUAUCCAAGGAGCUGAUUCAAAGUUUAAAGCUGGAGCGCAAAAAGCUCCGCGCGGACAAGAACGAUCUGCUGUCGCAGGUCAAGCAGCUCUGCUCCUCGCUGCAGGACAAGGAGCAGGAGCUGCGCAACUUCAUCCGCAACUACGAGCAGCGGAUACGCGAGUCCGAGUCCAACUCUGCCAAACAAAGCACGGAGCGGGAGCGGGAAAGAUGGUCCCUGCUGAAGCACGCCCGCGACGAAGCGGAACGGUCGAUCGCCCUCGCGGCACAGCUUAACGCACGCGACCUGCAGCUGCAGCGCACGCAGGAGCAGCUGCAGGAAGCGCGCCGCCAGCUGUCCGGCUGCAUGUCCGACCAGGAAAGCCUGGUGUCGGCGGCCCCGCUAACACCGCCCUCCGGCCUGAUGGCGCACAAUGCGGUGGCGCCCGCAUCAACGCCGGGCGUCGGGUACAGCAACAUCAGCGGGACGCCGGGGGACCGUGGCUCGUGCAGUGCCGAUUCCGGCGUGAGAGACUUUGUUGCAGGCAGUAGCGACCGGGAGAGUGCCGCAGGUGAUCUCAAUCUGAGCGAUGGGCCGUGCGAGAACGGACCGUGUAUACAGGUGGACUCCGACAGUGUGUCGCUCGUGUCCAGCCAUCACAACGUGUAUCAGUAUGGAACGCCCAAAGAACGAAGCCCUACCCUGUCGCCCCUGAACGCCGGCGCCUACUCGAGGUCGGUUGACAGUGCAGCCCUUUCGAGCUCUUACAGAUCGGUCGAACAGCUCGGCUCACCGGUAGACAAUGAGAAUCAAACGUUCGCCCGCCGACUGCAGCAACAGCAGUCAGCGUCCGGAGCGGUGCCCGCUGCCCCCGGCAAGGCACAAAACACCGGGCUGACGGGACGGACCGGUCGCGGUGGCACGUGGGGCAGCAUAUCGCGCGUCUUCGCCCGCAGCCGCAACCGCAACAAGAACGCACCGAUCGACACCGAGGCCACCGACUUCCAGUGGAGCCCGCUGACGGAGGAAGGGUACGCGGAGAAGCUGCGCCUGCUGCGGGAAGCCUCCUCCAUGCCGAUGGAACGUUGGCGAGCGUCCCAGGUGCUCGCCUGGCUCGAGGUGGCACUCGGUAUGCCCCAGUACAGUGGGCGCUGCGCGGAGAACGUGAAGAGUGGCAAGGUGUUGCUGGAGCUGAGCGAUGCCGAGCUGGAGACGGGCCUGGGCACAACACACCCGAUGCACAGGAAAAAGCUCCGGCUGGCGAUUGAGGAGCAACGGCGACCGGAGCUGGUACGCUAUCCUACGAUCGGGCAGCUCGGGCACACUUGGGUUGCCUCCGAAUGGCUGCCAGACAUUGGACUGCCACAGUACGGGGAGUCGUUUAUGCACUCCCUGGUGGAUGCCCGCAUGCUCGACACACUGUCCAAGAAGGAGCUGGAGAAGUAUCUCGGCGUUACCAGGAAGUUCCACCAGGCGAGCAUAGUGCACGGUAUUCAUGUGCUGCGCAUCAUGAAGUACGACCGGCAGGCGAUUGCGAUGCGGCGCCUCCAGUCGGAGAACGUCGACACCGACCCGAUCGUGUGGACCAACCAGCGCUUUAUCCGCUGGGCACGCUCGAUUGAUCUGGGCGAGUAUGCGGACAAUUUGAAAGACAGCGGCGUUCACGGUGGGCUGGUCGUGCUGGAACCAUCCUUCUCCGGGGACACGAUGGCGACGGCGCUUGGCAUUCCACCCUCGAAGAACAUCAUCCGGCGCCAUCUGGCAACCGAAUUCGAGGCACUCAUCCUACCGGCAAGAACGACCAUGGGACAAGGGAUACGAACGGGCGGCGGUGCGGUCAUUCCGAUCGCGAGCGGAAUUGGCAUGAUGGCGGGAGCAGCGGCUAGCGAUCGUCGGAAUACUGGCAGCUUGCGCAGAUACUACGAGCGGAUGAACCUAAACCACGGGUACGCUCGGCUGGCAGGACCGGACGAGGAGCCUACCGACGUGAUUCCGGGGGAGUCAAAUUCGGAGUAAGGAUUGUGCAAUUGCGCCAUCCCAAGGCAGUGGUGCUAUGGAAAGGAUCUGCUGCUCCUCCUGCUACUACGGUUCGCGGAAUGUGGAUCAAUCGCAUAACUGGAGGAGAGAGAUAGAAGGCAAAAAAAUCGUACCACCGUGCAUGUGCAACAGUUGAAAGCUUCCAGCACUCUUGUCGGUGGCUUCCUUACUGGUGUCUGGAACCGUUUGCCAAGUUGAGUGAUAGCAAACGUUACAAAGUAUUUCGUCAAGUGUUUACCAUUUCCUUCUAGGGGCUUUAUGUAUUUUAUUACUCAGCAGGAGACAUGGCUAUGGAAGUUCCUGCUUGUUUGUUUUGUGCUAGGUGAUGGUGUGUGUGUGUGCAAAAAUGAUGACUUGUUGAAUUGAGCUCCACUUGUGAGGCAAAAGUUGGUAGGAAUCGAACCGGCUGGCACUCUGUAGUUGAAUGCUGAGAAAACUUUUGGAAGCUUUUGAGUGCAUCGAUUGCAAGAUGAUAGCGUUUUUAAUGAUCACCUUCAUUUAAUGGAGGAAGUUAUUUGUAGCCAUACAAUGUGGAAAACGGUUUCCCUUGAACGAAAGCUUACCUUGAAUGAACUUUGCAAGUAACGAGAAACAAGAGAUUUCAGGUAGGUUGCUCCGGGAACUUAAAAAAAAACGGUGUAUAUACAUCUAAAAGAAGAUAAAUAUCGAUUGACUUUGAAUUCUAAAGUCUAGUGCACAUGAAUAGUAUCAAUUGACAUACUUGGGGAACAAAAAUCGUUGCUUGUGCGUAGGGAAAAGGGACAUGUAGCCCUAAGUUCAUCAGUUUACAACUUAUCCGAAAGGCUACGAAAAGCCUGGAUAUAAGCAUCUUAAUGAACGACGUCAAGAACAAACUAACACUACUGAUUACCAUAUCUCCAUCACAAAAAUAAUGUAUCGACUUCCUUGAGACUGAACUAGUAUGAACGAGAAAGAUCUUCACAUUCUUCAUACGGUUCCUAAAAUGUGUUGGUGACAGUACAGUCCGGUCCGCAGUAACGCGGAUUUAGAUUUGGAACAUGUUUGGACCUCAUUAAUUCGACACUUUAAUCGUCAAAUUUAUAACAAAUCACCCUUUUCCCCAAAGUUAUAACAUAAUUGAAAACUGAUAAAAUGGCUAAAUUUCUAUAUAAAUCCUACACCGGAUAUGAGCUGCGCUGAUAUCUUCUGAAUCCAUCAACUGCGUAUAUCGAGAACGGACCGUAGUUUAAGUCUAUAAAGUUGAAAUUAAAACACCGAACAACGUUUCCAUUCCAUUUGUACAUGAAGGUUGCCUUCGUUAGACAUACCAUGUUACCUUCUUCCCAAAGCAGCAAGCUUGACGUUACGGCUCAAACUGAUUCUGAAUAUGUCGUAACCCAAAGCGGGCGUUGAUACGCGUGCAUGAGAUAUGCAAAUAGCAGCUCAUACAAUCCUGUAAAAGAUCUCCCCGUGUCCCGUGAAACUCGUGCUUUUUUUUGUUGUUGUAAAAUUCAUAAUUCCCUUUCAAGAUGAUGCUUGGGCAAAAUAAAACAUGCGAAAAAAAAAAUUAUCGAAAAUUCCUUUUCCAUUCACGACAAACGAGGGUCGAUGUGUUUUUUUGUGCUUACGUUUUUUUUGCCCCUGCAAAGCGAACCUCGUGCUUGUUUCCUUUUGCGCUGCUCCGUAGGGCAACGAUUCCAACUACGUACAACUACUUCGCCAACCGUGCCGCCCACGAGCACAAGCACGAGCACUCCACUAUUACUUAGUGUCUUUAAAUGGCGCCACGGGACGCUUUCCGGGACGCUUUCCGACCCUACGUGGGCUUGCCUCCUCAAGUGUGCUGCACACAUACACACAUGUCACUCUAGCUGGGGUGCGGCAUUCGAACGUUGAUCUACCGUCACAGGCACACGGGUCGUCCUGUGCCAUAUCCCUUGCAGUGUAUGGGCACCCCAACGUGCCAUCACAAAAACGUAUGUUUGCCCUUUUUCUCGCUUUUUUCCUCCCCCCUAACAGCCAACACAACAUCCUCGCUAAGAGACGGAUGGCGAGAAAGCCAUCCAUCCAACUCACAUUCACCGGUUCUCGUGUGCGCGAACCGGAUCAACAACUACACCUUCCCUGGCUAAAACCUCUCAGUUGCCCCAUUCGCUGACUUUGGACCCUGCUAGCAUCCCCAUACAUCCCCGGGAACACCACGAGCACUUCCGGUAGACGUGUUUACCGACGGGUACGCGCCGGGGUACCGCCGGGGAGAGAGAUAACAUUUCUGCAGCAUUUGUAUUUAUGUGACUUGCUGUUUGUUUUGACAUGGCUAUGUAAAUUUUAGAUGAGCUACACCUUUUUCUUAAAAUAUUCACCACAGCAAUGGGAAAGGUGGAAUUCGCUCCAUCCAGUGGGGUUGGUUCGAGAGGCCUGAAUGCCUCUUCGCACCUGCUCGAGUCGAAGCCAAACCCAUCCAGCUGUACGUAAUUUUUCCCGGUGCACAAACCCCCCUCCCCAAACACACACACACACACAGCUUGGCAUCUCUCGAUUGGUAGGCUUUAGACGUGAACGCCAUGAGCAUUGCCGCUUCCACGAGCAUGGCAUGUAAAUUCAUAUCAAAACGUGCAUUUUAAAGCCCGUCCCCAUCUCCGGGAACAAACAACAGAAACAAAAUAAUAAGCAAAGCUCCUAAAAUGCACGAGUUUCUCGCGGCACAAUGCUGUGGUUUGGUUAGGCGCGGUGGUUUUGGAUUUUGUGCCUGAAAAUGGGACACAGCAAACAGGGCAAUACAAAAGUGCAAUGCACUGCAGUAGGAUGCAGUGGAAAAGGAGAGCUUGUUUACUAUUUUUAGUUGUUAUUUUAGAUGAGUUUUAUACACUCGAAACUGCUGGCUUGUCAAUGUAACAUCAAUUGAAAAGCCUUCCUUUCGAACAGAUUUGCCAUUCCCUGUUGCCAUUUGUUUGUUUUUUUUUAUAAUCCUUUUUAUGUUAGACGAAAACAAGAGUAGAAAACUAAAUUGAUUUUUCCCCUACUAAAAGUUUAAAAAUUAAUUAGAAGCCUUCUUUUUCCUCUCGUAACGUUACACACGACAAAAACUGCUACCGAGGCCCACACAUAUGCUCCAUCAGCACCAUUCAAAACCAUACCAAAGCGCAGGUGAAAAAUCUGGUACAAUCGUUGCGAUGUGUUGAUGAUGAGCUUUUUUCCCACUCUACUGUCACAGUUUUCCAUUUACUUUACCGACCGUGAUUGUGUACUGUAUCGUACAGGUGCGAAUGGGGUUUGGCCGAACGAAACAUAUGGCCGUGAUGUAGCUUUUCCCAUUCGAAUAAAAGCGUUCUCUGCAGCAGCUACGGGACAGAAGCCAGGGUCUGACACCGUAUCGAAGGAAAACCCCCACCUUCAGUGAUCAUCGAUUGCACCAUCGGUGUGGGGUUUGCCAAUGCAAUGGAACACACACAAUGGGUGUUCAUGUUCAACUGUACUCUACACUACCGUUUGCGUAUGCAUUCGGUGUCAAAUGCAGGCGUACCCGGUACGAUAAGGAUGCAGGAAAUAAAUGCUACACAAUGGAAGGAAGGAAGAUGCCUUCAGCGCUGUUGUCAUUCGGUAGCUGAAUUGCUUGAAAAGGAGUGGGGGUUUUAAUGCGAGCUGGAUGGGCGUCACAGAGCUUCAUGAUAGGAGUGAAAGGCAACAGUCGUUGAAAUUUAUUUGCUUGACGUCAUAAAGAUAUUGGAAAAUGUAUAAAACAUUCGCCCCCUAAAAAAAGGCUUAAUAACAAGCAUUAAAUAAAUAAGAGAAAACAAACACACACACAAAGCACACACUCCCUGCCCUACAUCGAUUGAUUUGUAGCAGAUGAAACGAAGCACAGACAUCAAAAGAUCUUUUCGGCGCACUCUCCUCAAACAGAGCGCCUGUGAAAGUGGGGAAACUGAAAUCGGAACAUGAUGAUACAAAAUGCACGGGACACAGAGCAAAGAGCUAGCGUUCCGGGGAUGCUGCAGGGACGCGUGAGUUGAUAAAGUAAAGCUUUCAAUGAACUCAAACAGAAGCUGUGUGAGUGAUCUAGCGAAAAAGAAAAACACUGGAGGCCGAAAAACUCACGUUUUCCGGAGCAACCGGAGUGGCACGUGCUGAGCCGAGCCGUGAGCAUUGCUGUCGAAAGUUGUUGUAAAUCUUGGCCUGCUUUGUUCCCGGUGCUACUGUAAAAUGUAGAGGCGAAAAAGCUUCCAAACUGCCUCCCCUGUCUCGACAGGAGCAGCAGCAGCAGCACACGGAGAGCGUCAAGCGAAGGAGGUGUAAACCCAUUUGCUCGAUUACAACAACCCGACAACCCGAUGAGCGGCGGCUGGCGGUUCUGGCGAUGAAAAGGGAAGCAAUUUUCAGUAAAAGCAACCACCAUUUUCAACACAAUUCAAACGAUCGAUCGUAUCGAACGGGAAGAUAAUACACCGCCAGCAAACGGAUGCCAUCUUGGCGGUUGAGCGAUGGGCGGCUUUACAUGGUGACACACACACACGCAAAAACAGCACAGAAAGCUUUUCUUCAACAAAAAACAAUUGGGAUGAGCACUCUUCCUCUACUUGCCCUUUUUAGGUUGGAUUGUGUCAAAUCAAAAGUCCCGAAGUGUUGGUGGGCGUGAGAAUGGUCUCGUCUGUCACACAAUUCCCCCGAUGGAGUGACAGCAGUGAAAUGAUGUUUAGUAACAAGUCCCACUGGUUUCGCUGAUCUGUGAAAUGUAUUGUCAUCGUGCUGCUGGAAAAAUCGUGGCAGUUUGACAUUGAUGAUUAGACUUUGCGAGUCGAAAAAUAUACAAUUCUUGUUGGAAUUUGGUGUUUUUAGGAAUUCUCGUAGCAUCAUCGAUAAGGCUCUAUUUUGGAAGAGGAAAAAAAGCUCAUAUUCCCAGAAAAGGGUCCACUCGAUGGCAAUAACUUCCGUUACUCUCUCUAUCUCUCUCUCUCUCUCUCUCUCUCUCUCUCUCUCUCUCUGUCUCUUUUAUGCACACGGAAAAAAACUUUUCCAAUCAAACCCUCAUCAUGCUCAUCCACUGCUCAUACAUACUAUCCGGUGGCCAUCGUGGACGGUGAUGCAUUUUCCAGCAUCGUACAUGAGCCGGCACCAAAACUCCAAACCCUCCAACACAUAUCGAUCGACCUUUGGUGCUUCGCAUGAAACAUCAUAAUCUACGACUCGACAGUGAAACCCCCUUCAAACAUGGCUCAAACAUGGCAAGCGUAAUAAAAUUAUCCUACACACAUGUGCCAUCCUUGAAUUCUGGAUGACGGUAGGUCAGACGGCACACUUCACAACGCGCUGCAAGGAUGCGUGCAGCUAUGGUCGAGUGAUUUAUGUAUUUAAUCCCGUCGUGCGACUAGGCCGUCUAAAACCCGGACCUAUGGUUGCAGUCAUUUAAUUGGCCUGCAGCGAGGUUUAGUGUUGAUGUUGUACACACGUACCCACACAAAGUUCGAUGGAUGUCCUUUUUGUGUAUUCAUUUAUUAAAGUGCAUUCCGGGAAUGAUACAUUUGUUGAGCACAACAUAGUAAUAAUAGUAGUCUCUAGCUCUUCUGCUCCAGAUGUUCGUUGAGAUGUUCCAUUUUUCCGUGUAUAUGUUUUGAAUGUUUUAUGCAUUUCUGUUGAAUAAUGCUGUUCAAAUGACAAUUGUUUACAAGCAAUUUACAUUGCAAUUCGGCUACUCUUGUGAUUGUUUUACAUAAACUCUUUUCAAAAUUUCCAGUUUUCCCUAAACCAUCAUAUCUACCUUUACAUUUUAUGACCACAAUUGCCAUACUGUAAGCGUAACAGCGUGCCAACGCAUUAUAUUCCCGGUCACCCCAGGCAAUCAUUAUAAUUGGGUGCAAUAAAAAGGAAUAACGGAGUGUUACUUUUUACUAUUCCGCUUAACGUUCCAAUCUUUUGCAUACCAAAAAAUAAAAGCACAACCUCAUACCUCAUAGCCAGUUACAAUGUAGCUGAUUGCCCCGAACUCUCCCCUUUCUGCAAACUGGUUGCUAGAACGGGCAUAAAAAUAGGUGCUAACUCAUACGAUCGGAAGAAAAACGCUUUAGAUGAACUUUUUUUUUUUAUUCUCUUUCGAUUUGCCGUUUUUCAUAUUCAUAAAACGCUGCACAAAAUCAUUGUUGCUGGCUAAUAAAACGGCUUUAUUGCUCGUUUUUGCAUUACGAGGUCGCGUGGUAAGGCUCGCGGUUGCAGGUGAGCUGUGCAUGUUAAAAUGUCAUUUGCAGUUUGGUUCUAGAAGAUGGCAAGCAUGCAAAGUAAUGUUAGAAAUUUUAUUCCUUUUUAAAUAGGCUAUAAAUUGCAAAUGAUUAAGUGAUCGGCAUGAAACACACUUAUUUCUACAUUGUAACAUAAGAAAUGCUAUUUCACUUUAAAGAGUUUUCAAAACGAGUAUACCACACGAUCCAACACAUGAUGCUUAUUGAUAAGUUUCGAAUAAAACUAGCAAUUAGUGAUGAAAAUACUGAGGCGACCGCAUGGUCCCGUGGUAAAGUCUUAAUGCUUUCAACACAACAAACCCGUGUUCGAAUCUACUCUAAUCUAAUCCCUUAUAUCCUUGAAACUUUUGAACAACUGUUGCGAAAUAAAACGAAAGAAGACGAAAAGAACAAUAAAAGUGCUUUGUUUGUCCGAUGUUUGACGAUAAAGACAAAGUUGUUUUAAUUGGUUUUUGGUUCAAAUGUUGAUAUUAACUGUUGAUAUUAUGUAAAAAUCAGUUGUACCUUCAAAUUCCUUCAUACCAAUGCAAUGGAACUCCUUUUCCUAUUUAUAUACUAUUCAAAACUACUAACAUCUUUUGAAAGGAAGCUCCAAGAGUACUCUCCUCUACUGUGCAAGCUAUAGCCUUUAAAUACUAACCACUAGUCACAUAAUCUUAAACCCCAACCCAACCGGUGCGUCCGUGUGUCAUUAAAGAUAACUGCCCGAGCCUAUCGUUCAGAUGUCCGGAAUGCAUUGAAUACGACCACCACAAUCCGCAGAGCCUGGUUGGUGGUGCUUAGCCCAUCCGUCGACCCCUUUUGCCACUGCCGGAACUCACUAGCCAAGCACGUUGGUUGUGCACCUGCAUGCAUAUGCAAUUGGUUGCUAUGGUUUUGGUACCGUGGAAGGGGCAAGUAAAGAGACCAACGGUUCCACAGUUCAAACGACUCUGGAUCUGGGUCUGGCAGGUCGAUUAUGGUGAAUGUGUAGGUGGCACUGCAUCCUGGCCACGAUGGAAUGGGUCGGACACCAUGAAUUGUCUGUCCCAAUUGGCUUCUACUAACCUAUACACGUGUCGGUUUCUGUCUGUUUCUAUCUGUGGUUACGUGCAAGACGGGCGGGCCAUGCACGUUGGUUUGUGCGGGAUUGUGAGCGGGGAUCAGAUUAGCCAGGACAUUCACAUCAACAUCAAACAGUUAAUCACUUCACCUGUUAUCGUGAUGCAAGUUCAUUAUUACCCUUUAGAGCAGCUCAGAAGUGGAUGUCUUAAAUAACCUUCAGUAUCGUUCACGUUCAAUACUCCGUUUAAGACAACCACUUUGGAAAAGAUCUCUGCUAAAGUCAAGCACAACACUUAUAAAACAACCAUCUAUACCUCUCAUUGGCUUUCUUCCCGUUGCUGGAACACCAUUUUUCACGUCUGAUUCUUAUUCGCCUCGUGUGCAACGUGAUGUUACGCCAUGAAAUGAAGCUUCAUUAGAUCAAAAGCGGAACCAAUCAAUCAGCUAGAAUCGAAUCCAUUUUGCACAAUAAGUCGGCAGUUCGGUGUCGAUGUCCUUUUGACGUUUUGUUCUCCGUGCUCCGUGCUUGUCGCUUCUUCCGCGAUGGGUAUGUUUCUUUCCACCGGGGCCCGACCGAGGGGAGAUAAUUUGCAUCCCAUUACGGUGGAGUUGAGUUUGUUUCCAUACCAUAAAACCACCUUGUCCACUCUAUAUCAGUCGUGUUGUGGUUGCGAUUGGUCGUAAGAGUGGCGGGGUUUGUGGAUGAUACAACUAGAACGCUGAGACCAUAGUGAACCAUGCAAGCACAAGAGCAUAUUAUGUGCCGUGUUCAUCGUAUGCGCAUUACCGGUCGAGGACACAGUUGCGGUUAAGUUUAAUACAAACGAUGUAUCCAGUAUCUUGAUCCGGCUCGUUGCUUCUCCUUCCAGCCAACUCCCAAGCCUCUCGGACGCAAACGAAGCGUGAACAUUAUUAAAUUAAAUUUAAUGCAUCCAGCGCAUCGAGCCACACGGGCUAGUUGCGUGCUUUAUGAUCGCACACCCUCUUAUCUCUGCCCAGCUUCCGGUCGCACCUUCUGCGCUCCAAACUCCCCCCUAUUUGGGUGCAUAUGAUUAUGGGAAGGAAAACCCUAUCCAGAGUUUCGUGCAACUGUCUCGUUAAAAAGCAAGACACAAACACAUAACACUGUGUAUUUCACCCCUCUCGGUACGAGUGCUGCAAGCCACGUGGCAUUAAAAUGUCCUUUUUUGUUGUUUUGCCAGUAGAAGUCUGGUGCUUUAUCGGCACUGUACACGAUACGGCAAGGCCAUUGUGUUAUAGUGAGGUGCACAGCGCAGGGGCAGCACUUCGGAAAUGUUGUAAAUGCCGACGGUAAACACUUCGGAUCGGUAGGAACGUGAUUUUACUCUCGUGCCGUGCCUUAGCGGUGAAAAGUGGCAACGACAGUUCCAAGGUUUAAUUGAUAAGCGGAGCGACGAGGUGACGCAUCGGGACGAUGACAACAAACGGGGUAGGGUGGUGGCAUGGUCGAUGGUGUGAAAUGUUUUAUUUGUUUUGAUGUAAGGCUUGUACAGGACUGCUUGAAGCAAUGUUGCAGCAACUUUGUUGUGGAAUUGAAGCACAAAUUCAGGACUCUCGACAGCGACUAAUAGAAAAAUUCAAAAGAGGGUAUUUUUUGUCCAAACAGAGGGACAUUGUGGAGGUAUUACGAUAGAAUGUAAUAUCAAACAAGCACUUCAGACUCUUCCAACAGUAAUAUCUAAAACUUAUCUGAGAAAGAAAACAAGAUACUUUAUGGCCUUCCAUAAACAAACGUUUGAAUUACUCAUCGUGUUACGCAGUGUUUCCCCUUCAAGGACAUGAACAUUACAUCGAUAAUGACUUUGAAUGAGUUGAAAUGAUUAAAAUGCCAGUAAAAGCUACUCUUAUCUACAUUUUAGAUAUAAAUUUAGAUUGAUUUAUGUUAUUUUUUCCGUUCUGUUUCUG